This is a messenger RNA of Prunus dulcis (almond), 2657 nucleotides long. Its product is annotated as thaumatin-like protein 1. The record is from RefSeq and is a predicted model, not a curated record. NCBI's taxonomy places the organism in Eukaryota, Viridiplantae, Streptophyta, Magnoliopsida, Rosales, Rosaceae. The transcript has 3 exons. Gene Ontology annotation, biological process: defense response. Gene Ontology annotation, cellular component: extracellular region. Bases 1232 to 2059 code for a protein of 275 amino acids.
CCAACCCCGCGCACGUUUGCGAAUGGAGCUUCGCAAUUUUCGAGUCGCCGGAGCUCCGAUCUCCUAUCAAAUCAGCCGUCAGACUUAAAAGCAAUCAUCUUUAGCUGAAAUCUUAGUUUGCGAGGUGAGUAGUGUUCGUCCCUUCUCUGUAAAUUCAUUGUUGGGGCUACGUUUGGUUGCUGAGAAAAUGUGGCAAAGUGAUUGAAAGAAAAUGAGCAUUUCGAGUGUCAAAGUUUCCAACUUUGAAGGUUAGCAAUGAUGUAUUUACCAAUUUGGACCAAAUUGAAGAACUUGUGUUUUGAAUUAUUUCAGUUUGAUCUUAAAUCUCCAGUCUUUAUUGGAAAUUUGUGUUUCUCCACAUCAUGCCUUCUGAACAAAAUCAUAUAAUCAAAUCCAGAGUUAUGAACAAAAUCUCAUUGAAGCUUUCAAAUUUUAGCACUAGUCCAUACAAAUCCAAAAGAUGGGUUUAGUCAAACCAGUUUCCAAACAGCCUUCAUCUUCAUGGGCUCCCCAAAAGCUCAACCAUUCAAUAAUAUCAUUGAAUCAAAUUGACCUGAAACCACUUCCUGAAAGUGACUCUCAAUUUAUUACUUGGGCAGUGAUGAAUGUGGUGGAUAAUGAUUUAUCUCCAGAUAUUUGUGCUAUUAUUUAUUAUAUAUUGUACUUCACGAGGCCAGAAUCUUCUCCUACCAUCAUACCAUGUGCACUUUGCCUUUCCUUUUUUCUGGGUCCCAAAACAAAUUCACCCCUAGCUGCCAAAUGUUCACGGCCUUGUUGAAACAUGUACAACUAAGAUUUCAGGUCUCAUUAGGUUUGCUUUUGUAGAAGCACUUCUAUUAAAAGUGCUUUCUGAUUUAUAACCUAGAAGCAUUCUCUACCAUACUGUGUUACAAUUGCUUUUAGUUGUUUGUAGUUAUUUGAAAACGCCUUUUGCCGGUUUAAAAACAGUCCAAAUCCCCUCUCAAUUUUUCGAUGAAAAGAUGGUAGACAGAUCCUUCUAGUGCUUGAAAAAGGUCAUUAAAAAAAAGGAUAAAUCAUAGAACUUCAACAUAGACACCAAAUUUUCAAGUCAUAAUCCCAUUCAGAGUAUAAAAUUUAUAAAAAUCACAAACCCAAAAAGCAAAAGAAAAAACAAAAAUUGAAACACACCCUUCUCUCUUCGCAAGAAAAGUAAAGUUCUUUGGCAUCCUCCAACCUCAACUAGACAGCUGCACAUACUUCUUCUUCUUCAAUGGAUCGUCUGCUACCCUCUGCCUCUGUACUCACACUUCUCAUCCUCUCUUUCUUCUCAGGAGUGAACUCUGCCUCUUUCAAGCUAGUGAACAAGUGUCGGUACGAAGUAUGGCCUGGCGUGCUUUCCGGCGCGAACACGGCUCCGCUCUCCCCAACCGGCUUCGCGCUCAAGCCCGGCAAGUCCCGGACCCUAUCCGUGCCCAAAGCCUGGUCGGGUCGGAUCUGGGCGCGGACCCUCUGCACCGAGUACUCACCCACCAACUUCUCCUGCGUCACAGGCGACUGUGGCUCCGGAAAAAUCGAGUGUGCAGGCAGCGGCGCGAAGCCGCCAGCUACUUUAGCCGAGUUCACUCUCAACGGCGCCGACGGCUUGGAUUUUUAUGACGUCAGCCUGGUGGACGGGUACAACCUGCCGAUGCUUGUGGUGCCACGUGGAGGUACAAGAGGGGGAUGCAGCGCCACGGGGUGUCUUGUGGACUUGAACGGCAAGUGUCCCAGGGCGUUGAGGGUCGCGCGCGAGGGUGAAGUGGGGAGAGUGGCGUGUAGGAGCGCGUGCGAAGCGUUUGGGGAUCCGCAGUUUUGUUGCAGUGAGGCGUACGCUACGCCCGACACGUGUCAGCCCUCUGUGUUCUCGCUGUUUUUUAAGCAUGCUUGCCCACGCGCGUAUAGCUACGCGUAUGAUGACAAGACUAGUACUUACACAUGCGCCUCUGCGGACUACAUUAUAAUCUUCUGCCCUUUGCCUUAUACAAGUCUAAAGGUGCUGGGAAUACGAAAAGAUGGGGCGGUGCUACCGCUGGUUAACAAGACCAUGAUGUACUUUUAAGGAGACAUAGUGCUAGCAGUGUUUCUUCAGCUAUGGUUCGGAUGCCUCUAGUGCAGCAGUACGUUCUGUUUUCCAGUUUUGGUCACUUCUAGCACAUGCUUUAUAUGACUAAUAUUGGUCCUCCCGUUUCCAGGAAGAAAGUAUUACAAUCCCGGUUGAAUAGCAGGUGGCAUGGCUGUACUAGCUAUCCACCCAUCACUCCUCACUGCAUUUGCUAUUAGUUCAUCGGAAAUGGUUGUGGGAAAAAAUAAAAUCCUUAAGAAAUCUUGUAGUUUAGUAUUUGUUCACUCCUAUUCAGUCAUAAAUACGUAGGACUGUUGGAAUUUUGCCUCUGGUGACUUUUUUCUUCAAAAUAUCUGUAAUAUUAGGAGAAAAUCCGAAUUCCCAUCAUUUUUGAGAAACUGCAUGUUCUUAUGAAGUAGUUAUGCAGAUGCUAGGUUAGGAUGGAAGCGUAUAUGUAAAGAUGCAGAUAUGGCAUCUUAUGUGCUUGUGGAUAUAAAGUUUAUCCCACUUAUGUGUUCUUUGUUGCCCCUCUAGUGCAGCAGUACGUUCGGUUUUCCAGUUUCGGUCACUUCUAGUACAUGCUUUAUAUGACUAA